GAGGCAAAGAUAAAGGCACAGCUCUGGUACAGUGAGAAUGCAGACUUCUUAAAAGAGCAAGAAGGUACUACGUUGGGGAGGUUCUUACUAUGUGCAUGCAUAUGUAUGAGACUAGCAUGUGAUUUGAAAACCUUGUGUUCAGUAAAACGAGAAAAACUUGCUGCCCUGGAAGCCGCCAAAGCCGACAAACCCAAAAAGAAAUACAACAAGAGGAAGACCAGGGUGAGCCAGCCAGCCAGCACCGCCGGAGAGGCCAUUGAGAGAAUGCUCGUCGAGAGGAGAAUAUCGACAAAGAUAAACUACGACGUCUUGAAAGACUUGGACAAGACAAUGAGCAGUCAGGGGGAAUCGAGUCACCAGCCAACUCUGGUUGAAGAGCCCGGUGCUAGUAGACACUCUGUGGCAGGGGUGACC
Geodia barretti is the source of this 414-nucleotide messenger RNA. The record is from the annotation of a GenBank genome assembly. Lineage: Eukaryota; Metazoa; Porifera; Demospongiae; Tetractinellida; Geodiidae.